This is a messenger RNA of Hyaloscypha bicolor E, 246 nucleotides long. RefSeq lists its product as uncharacterized. The coding region runs from base 1 to 246 and encodes 81 amino acids. The record is from RefSeq and is a predicted model, not a curated record. The transcript is spliced from 3 exons. Lineage: Eukaryota; Fungi; Ascomycota; Leotiomycetes; Helotiales; Hyaloscyphaceae.
AUGCCUCUUGUUGUCCCAGGAAUCAACUCGGGUGGUGACAAGUCAAAGACCGAGGAGUGGACUCAGAAGUUGGUUGGCAAGAAGAUUGGUGAGAGCCAUGAUGCUACGACCUUCGCAAAGACAGAUCUUCCCAAGGAGACCCGAGUCAUUGAGCCAGGAUCCAUGGUUACCAAAGAUUUCAAGCCAGACAGGUUGAACGUUCACCUUGCUGAGGACGGAACGGUCUCUCACGUUGAUCACCAGUAG